Messenger RNA from Acromyrmex echinatior (Panamanian leafcutter ant), 914 nucleotides. RefSeq lists its product as uncharacterized. NCBI's taxonomy places the organism in Eukaryota, Metazoa, Arthropoda, Insecta, Hymenoptera, Formicidae. The record is from RefSeq and is a predicted model, not a curated record. Gene Ontology annotation, molecular function: sequence-specific DNA binding.
CGCAUCGAAUGAGCCUAAUUUCAUUAAAAUCGAUUAUCUCCUUCAUAAUUAUCUAAUUUUUAUGUAGACAUCGACGAAAUGGUAACCUGUGCAGCAGUUGGUUGUAAGAAUUCGUCUAAUAAAGGUGUUAAAAUGAAUUGUUUUCCAAAAAAUGCUUAUCGCCGAAACGUAUGGAUAAGAAAUGCCAAACUGGAAAAUAAAAUAUUAAAUCGCUCUGCAGCAUUAUGUGAGUUUCAUUUUACCUCAAAUAUGUGGGAAAAGAUACGAAUCGAUGGAACAAAAAAACUUAAGUGUACAGCAGUUCCAACAAUAUUUGGAGAAUUAGUAACUCAACAAAAAAACAAAGCUAAAAUUAAUCAAAAUACUGCUAAUUUAAAUGGAAUUAAACAAUCUCAGAUAAUAAUAUCUAAGACAGAUUAUGAUGGUACUGUUACAAUAUCUAUAAAUAAUCUGAAAGAAGGUCAAUGUAAAUCAGAUAAUCUUCUAUCUGAUAUUGAAGAAGAAAAAGCAGUAACUCAUCAAAUAAACAAAAAAACUGUUGAAGAAGAAAUAGCAGAAUCAUAUAGUGAUGGAAACAUACAAGACGACACAUUGGUUUCAAAACGAGAACGCAGUUUGGAUAAACAAAAUUUAUUGUAUAUGGAAAAAAUUAAGAAAUUAGAAAAGCUGCUUCGGAAGUCAGAAUCACUACGAAUGAGUAUGGAAAAGAGAUAUAAACGUUUACAAAACCAAUAUAAAAACAGAAUUAAGGAAUUAAAAAAAAAAGUAUGCAUUAUCGAAUAGUUAUCCUACAGUUAUUUGACAACUUUUGCAGAUCAGAUACAGUUCUUUAAACAAAAAAUAUUAAAAAAUUCCAAAUGAUGUAAUGUAAUUAAAAUAUAUCACUUAAAAUUUGUGUGCAGCCUAUCAGGAUA